AUGGAUGGGGCGAGUACGAGGUGGUCUGUUAUUGUUCCUUUGCUUACAGCUUCGGUAACCGGUACCGGAUUGAGGAAUCUCUCACUGUCCAUCAAACCACCGUGGGUGAGACGCGGCCAGGAGGCGCAGCUGCACUGUCAGUAUGAAAUGGAAGGUGCGCCACUCUACUCGGUGAAAUGGUACCGAGGCACACUGGAAUUCUAUCGAUAUUCACCGUUUGAAAAUCCACCGGCAAAGAUUUUCCCAUUCACCGGCAUUAAGGUUGAUAUGACUGUAUCGAAUGCAACGCACGUAACGUUACGAAACGUGGGUUUCAAUCUAUCCGGUAACUUUACAUGCGAGGUAACCGCAGACGCACCUUCGUUCUACACGGGAGUUGCAACAAAUGUGCUAACGGUAGUCGAAUUACCUCACUCACCGCCAACCUUGUGGACGGAACACACCAAAUACGACCCCGGUGAUAUAUUACGGGCUAACUGUUCUACCCCACCAUCGAAGCCCGGAGCCACGAUAACGUUUUUACUGAACAGCAUGACGGUUGGGACGGAAUCUACAGUGCUACAUCCAACGCAUGACAAUCUUCAUUGGGCGUCGCGGGAUCUUAUCAUUCAGCUACUGCCCUCUCAUUACUCCACUGGGCAGCUAAUAUUACGAUGCUUGGCUGAAGUGGGCACCAUUUACUCGGAAGUAUCGCAGGCACCCUUGGAAUCCAGCCGCAAGGAACCAAUUCCGGAACGAGUUACAUCCCCAAAUGGUGCCGCAACGCUAACCGGAUGCAUAGAAACUCGACGGCAACAGCUUUUCCUGACCAUCACGGGCAUCCUUGUGAUACUGACCGUAAUACACUCGUUCCGGCCGGACUCGCUGAUCCGAUAGCUUUCACCGCUUACCCCAGCGUAAUUCCACAGCGAGAGAACUGCAACCUGUGCACGAAUGUGUCGGUGUGAAUGAGAAAUUUAGAAUGUCCGUGUGUGAACCCUAGUGAAAAUGUCCACCGACGAUGUGCAUUGCACUUCCGGAUCAGCUUGCUACGUACUUCUCAAACUAACUCCAAACUGAGAAACUUAGCAGAUCGCCCGUACCCGUGUGAGUUGGCCACAAAUCGCCAUGGAAUUCUGUGUUUCGCACUGCCCAAAAAGCGAACGGAAUUCGUAAAGAAGAAGGAAUAGAUCGUGGAAGGGAGUCUACAUUCCGGUAGCAAGAGCAAGAUGACGUUUUACUCGAAUCGGUCCGCGCUACAAAUACUUCAAUGGUGACGAAGAAAAAAACAUACUGAUAGAAACAGUUUCUGAAACAGCGGUAAAGCGCAAUGUAGUAAAGCAAAUAAUCAAGAAUAAUGUGAGUUUAAGUGUGUUACGAACGUAAGGAGUAGGUUUAAGCCGAAGCUAAAGAAGCAACUAAUCCUUAACAGCACCAAGGUGCAAAGGUGAAAAAUCAAACAUUAACGUCUGACCGGGGUUGUAAUUAAGGGUACUGAAUGGAACGUAUGAAUGCAUGUAUCGUUUGGUGAAGGGUUACGUGUAGGAAAUCAAUUAGCAGUAAUCUAGCUGAAAACUAGCGCAAAAACAGAAACAGGCAGUAAAUAAAGAAAAUACGACAACCUUUCGUACGAGAUUUACAAAGCAGUAGAAACAGGCCACACGACCAGAAUGGAAGGACACAAUUAGGCAUGCUGGGGCGCAGCACACGGGCCACUCGUACCGGGGAGUGGGAAUUUUCACUUAUUGUUAAA
This is a messenger RNA of Anopheles moucheti, 1732 nucleotides long. RefSeq lists its product as uncharacterized. The transcript is spliced from 7 exons. The record is from RefSeq and is a predicted model, not a curated record. The coding region runs from base 1 to 876 and encodes 291 amino acids. NCBI's taxonomy places the organism in Eukaryota, Metazoa, Arthropoda, Insecta, Diptera, Culicidae.